AUGAGCGAAGUGACGUCCUCGGUUGAAAAAGCGGAAGUUAUUACCAGGCCCAGGAAUAAGUUGGGUGAGGAUGAAGACAUGAUUGAGCUGCUUACAUUCGAGAGAAACAUUAUGCUGGACACUUAUGCUGAUGAUGUUCUUUUUGUCUUUGCCAGUGGUUUGGGAAUGGAGCGUUUCAUCCUUCACCAUCUACAUUUAUAUUGUGAUCCACAGUUAUUGGUAUUUAUUAUCAAUACGACUCCACAAGAUGAUACAUAUUUCCUUUCUCGCUUACGCGAUUCCAAAGUUAAAUGCCCACCAAAGAUCAUCACAGCAGAUUGCUCCAUAAAGGAUCGGGAAUCACUGUACAUGGAAGGAGGGAUACAAUUCAUUACGUCACGGAUUCUGAUGGUUGACCUCUUGCAAGAACGCGUCCCAGUAAAGAAUGUGGCUGGUAUCAUUGUCCAUCGCGCGCAUCAGUUGCUAAGUGGGUUUCAAGAAUCAUUCAUCCUUCGCUUAUAUCGAGAAAGGAAGGCGGGUGGUUUUGUUAAGGCAUUCAGUGACAAUCCGGGAGCAUUGUCUGGUAUGGGUGUUUUGCAACGAUUGUUGAAUCGAUUAUAUAUUCGAAGAGUUAGACUUCUGCCAAGAUUUGAUGUAGAUGUGAAAAGUUCAUUAGAUCCUUGUUCUCCACAUAUGAUAGAAAUAACACCUGACUUACCGCAUGCGAUGCGAAAGAUUCAGUCAUUAUUGGUAGAUAUAAUACGUACUUGUGUUCGAGAACUGAAACAGGCUUCAUUAUCAGCAGAUAACAUCCCGGAUGAAGAAAGUAUGCAGCCAGCUUCGGGUCUUUUGCCUUCUUCACUAGAAAUACAACUGAAAGGACGACAUUUCUCCAUUACUGAAAAGCAGCAGCGCCUUUUAGCUGAUCUCAAACAACUUCGAAAUCUUUUAUACAAAGCUGAAGAACUGGAUCCAAUUACUCUUUACUGCUCUUUGGAUGAAGUCAGAAAUAAUAAAGAUCUGAUUACAACUAAUAGUGGUUGGUUGUUCACACAGACAGCCUCAAAGCUAUUUGCGGAAGCAGACAGAUUGUGCAAAAUUAAAUCUGAUACUAAACAAAGUGUGUUAGAGCCACCAAAAUGGAAAGCACUUCUUAAAAUUUUAGAGGAGAUCAAAAUCAAUUAUAAAAUGGAAAGGAUGAAUUCUGAGAAAGAACCAACGGUGUUAUUAAUUGGUGCAGAAAAUGAGGUGUGUCGACAGUUGAGAGACAUCGUCAGUUGGGGUGUGGCAAAAUUUUUAUGGAUAAAAAAUGAGCAGCUGGGACAAAAGUUCAUUAAUGGAAAAGGGGAAAUUGAACCAGAAGCACAACCUUCAUGGGAUCCUUUACAAAUUGUUCUUUUCGCUAAUAAUAGCGAGGGCGAAACAGGUAGUGAAAUCAUAAAUAAUCUGAAGGUCUUGCAAAAAGAAUUCACCCAACGGAGUCGCAAAAGACGUCGUUUAUUUGAAGAUAUAAAGAAGAAGCAUGACUCAGGCAAACAGGCUCGACUCAUGCGUUUCGGCAUAGUGCAAAUUAAAAAGAUGACAAAAGAAGAGGAAAGUGCAUCUACUUCGAAUAUAAAUGUCGAAGAUGAUCAGUCUGGAAAUCCAAGUGAUUCGGAAGAAGUUGGAAUUCAGAAUCAAGAUCCUCUUCUAGUCAUUGUCCCUUCUGGUGAUCGAUAUAACCUCAUCAAACAACUAGAAACCUUCGAACCACAAAUUGUUAUUCUUUAUCAUUCCGAUAUGGUAUCCCUUCGCUUAUUGGAGAUGUACAAGGCAUGCCACUCUCACAUACCGUUAAUAAUCUAUAUUGUAAUGUACGGGAAUUCAAAUGAAGAAGAGCGUUACCUCUGCUCACUGAGGAAAGAACAAAUUGCCUUCGAGGAAAUGGUGCGGGAGCAGGGGACGCUGAUGUCCGCUAGGGAAUAUGAAACAGAUCGUGAAGAAUCGCACAGAUUGAUACUUAUGAGAUCAACGAGAGAUGCUGGUGGAAGAGCUAACCAAAACGAAGGAAACCCAAAGGUGAUAGUUGAUAUGAGGGAAUUCCAGAGCGAAUUACCAACAGUGCUUUACAAGCGAGGUAUAGAUCUACUGCCAGCUACCAUUGAAGUUGGAGAUUACAUUCUCUCGCCAAAUAUAGCUGUUGAAAGAAAAGCUCUCGAUGAUCUUACUCAAUCACUUCAUAGUGGUCGCAUCUUCAAACAAAUUGAACAGAUGCUUCGUCACUACAAAAAUGUAAUUCUGCUUAUUGAAGCAAAUGUCAAAGAUGACUACAAAAAAGUUAAUGGUGGUCCCUUCCAAGGAGAAUUAAGUCGUCGUUGUCGUGAAACGCGAUCGCUUUUCACAGUUUUGGUGAGAGCAUAUCCAGCUAUGAAUGUUAUUUGGACUUUAGAUCCUGCUCAUUCAUCCGAAAUGUUUGAAGAGCUAAAACUAAAUGAGCCGGACCCUGACCUGAUUCAAGCAUUAGCGGUUAAAAGUGAUCUCGAGGAAUGCACUGAUUUACCUGAUUCUGAAUCAGGUGAUAAGGCAGUAUCAAGGCGUUUAAAUUCUGUUUUACAUCGGCAAAUGACACGCCUACCACGUAUUUCUAGUGGUGAAGUGACUCGCUUGAUGAAAUGUGGGAAAAUGAAAUGUUUAUUGGAUGUUGUCAACAGUGAUGUGGACGAACUUGCAAGUGUUUUAAGUAACAAAGAGCUAUCUUCUUCAUUACACUGUUUUUUCAAUACUGAUUUAAAGUUGAAAGCGUUAAUGCAAUAA
Messenger RNA from Brugia malayi, 2772 nucleotides. RefSeq names its product ERCC4 domain containing protein (gene Bma-xpf-1). The record is from RefSeq and is a predicted model, not a curated record. Gene Ontology annotation, molecular function: single-stranded DNA endonuclease activity; damaged DNA binding; single-stranded DNA binding. Gene Ontology annotation, biological process: nucleotide-excision repair involved in interstrand cross-link repair; resolution of meiotic recombination intermediates; double-strand break repair via homologous recombination. Gene Ontology annotation, cellular component: nucleotide-excision repair factor 1 complex. The transcript is spliced from 21 exons. Bases 1 to 2772 code for a protein of 923 amino acids. NCBI's taxonomy places the organism in Eukaryota, Metazoa, Nematoda, Chromadorea, Rhabditida, Onchocercidae.